AUGGAAAAAUUUAGUAUUUCUCUCAUUGUCUUUACUGUAUUUUGGGGUUUAAUCGGUAUUGUUUUACCAUUUCUCAUUCCUAAAGGACCGCAUCGACGUCUCAUUCAAACAAUGUUAGCAUUAACAUCUGCUUGUUGUUGGCUCUUUUGGUUAUGUUUCUAUCUUCAUCAAUGGAAACCAUUAUUUGGACCACAAAUUUCCAGUGUCGAUGCUCGUGCAUUAAAAGUACUCUGGGGUCAAGAUCUUUAA
Molecule: messenger RNA, 249 nt
Organism: Adineta steineri
Lineage: Eukaryota; Metazoa; Rotifera; Eurotatoria; Adinetida; Adinetidae
Source: the annotation of a GenBank genome assembly